AUGCCUUUCACUGCGACCAACGCUGCCGCCGCGAGCGGUCCCAGCGCCGCCGGCACCUCGAGUGCAAAUCCCAGCUCGAGAGCCUCACCCGCCGUGGGCGCUCCACCGACGACCCAAGCCCUCUCCUCCAAACCAAAGCCGGUGCAGGCCAACCCGAACGGCACUUCUGCACAUCCACAUACCGCCUUGAGCAAUAUGACGAGCCUGCCGUUGGAUUUGUCUUCAGUCGAACGCCGAGGCCUGCCUACGGCGCCCAAAGAGCCCGUCAAGAAGACGGGCCGCAUCUAUGACCUGGAGGAUGCGCCAGUUUACCAGCCUACAGAGGAAGAGUGGAAGGAUCCCAUGGAAUAUAUUCGCAAGAUUACACCCGAAGCCAAGGAUUACGGCCUCUGCAAGAUUAUUCCACCAGAUUCUUGGAACCCAGAUUUUGCUAUUGACACAGAGAGAUUUCACUUCCGCACUCGGAAACAGGAUCUCAAUUCUGUUGAAGGCAGCAGCCGAGCCAAUAUCUCGUACGUCGACUCGCUUCUCAAAUUUCACAAGCAGAAUGGGGGUCACAUGGUCCGAAUGCCGUAUGUCGACAAGCGGCCGUUGGAUCUCUGGCGGCUCAAGAAAGCUGUCGAGUCUCGCGGUGGCUUUGAAAAGGUCUGCAGGUCCAAGAAAUGGGCUGAGAUCGGCCGCGACCUGGGCUACAGCGGCAAGAUUAUGAGCUCCCUUUCGACUUCCCUGAAAAACUCGUACCAGAAAUGGCUAUGUCCAUACGAGGAGUACCUUCGGCUUGCCAAACCUGGUGUCUAUCAGCAACUGGAGACGGAAAACGGCGGGCCACUGACACCAAGCCCAGCCCCAAGCCCCAUGAAGCAUUCGAACAUGCCCACGCCCUCCAGCCUCAGAGGUGAAUCCCCUGCACGAUUCGCAUCAUCCGCAUUGCAGGCCUCUGUAAAUUCAGAGAGGGAUACGCCGAUGCAGGAGGCCCAACCAUCGGCACCCUCGGCACCGCAGUCUGUCACCAGUGGAUUCACAGCCAUCAAUUCCGGUGGUUUCACCGCAGUGAAUUCGGGGUUCACCAGUGUCAAUCGCCCGCCCGCGGCUGAUGUCAAAUCUGGCACCCCUUCAAAACAGUUUACGAGUCCUAUGACUUCGAGCAAAAACACGCCGGAGUACCGACCUUCUGGCCUGGGACCAGCAAACUCGCUGAAGAGGCAGAUGAGCGUUGACAGCCUCGACUCGGCCAGGGAGAACGGCCUUGACAAGGACGAUGACAACGGUAGCCGGAGGAGUAAGCGGCUCAAGAAAGAAGCCGUUCCUACCGUAGCUGGAUCCCACAUGUCCAUGUUUCGGCCGAUGCCCCGGCUAUCGCCCCGAGAAGACACGUCCGGCCCGGGAGAGAAAUGCACACAUUGCGGCAAGGCUGAAGAGACCGGUUUCCUCGCCGUUUGCGAGUCGUGCGACCACGCUUAUCACGGUGCUUGUUUGGAUCCGCCGCUUAAAACAAAGCCUGACUCCGAAUGGAACUGUCCCAGAUGUCUCGUCGGCGAUGGCCAAUUCGGUUUCGAGGAAGGCGGACUGUACUCGUUACGCCAAUUCCAAGAGAAGGCUGCGGAUUUCAAGCAGGGUUACUUCGAGAAGCGCAUGCCAUUCGAUCCCGUACUGGGCUGCGCAAGACCAGUCACCGAGGAUGACGUUGAACGCGAGUUUUGGCGCUUAGUCACCGAUGUUGACGAGGAGGUACAGGUUGAAUAUGGCGCUGACAUCCACUGCACUACACACGGAUCCGGAUUCCCUACUGUCGAGAAGCAUCCUACCAACCCCUACUCAACCGACCCAUGGAACCUGAACAUCCUUCCAUAUCACCACGAGAGCCUGUUCAGACAUAUCAAGUCGGAUAUUUCAGGAAUGACUGUGCCUUGGGUGUAUGUCGGCAUGAUCUUCUCCACCUUCUGCUACCAUAAUGAGGAUCACUAUGCGUACUCCGCAAACUACCAGCAUUUCGGCGCGACGAAAACUUGGUAUGGCAUCCCUGCCGAGGACACCGACAAGUUCGAGAAGGCAAUGAAGGAGGCCGUUCCGGAGUUAUUCGAGACCAACCCUGAUCUACUGUUUCAGCUCGUCACGCUACUCACACCUGAUCAGCUGAAAAAAGCCGGUGUACGCGUCUAUGCUGUUGAUCAGCGUGCUGGCCAGAUGGUCAUCACAUUUCCGUCAGCAUAUCAUGCUGGCUUCAAUCACGGGUUCAAUUUCAAUGAGGCGGUCAACUUUGCUCCUUGCGACUGGGAGCCCUUUGGACUGGACGGGGUUGAGCGUUUGCAAGCAUAUCGGCGACAGCCCUGCUUCUCCCACGAUGAGCUCUUGUGGACUGCUGCGGAUGGAACCAUAAGCAACAGCUUGACGAUCCCGACGGCAAAGUGGUUGGCUCCCGCACUCGAACGGGUUCACCGGCGCGAAUUCGCCGAGCGAGAGGACUUUGCCGCAAAACAUUUCUCGGCGUCGCCUCACAAAUGUGCUCUCGGUGGCGAGAAUGAAGGAGAGCCGUGUCCCCUUUCGUUCAAGAUUGACGACACAGACGUCUCGGAGGAAGAGUAUUCGUGCGCGUACUGCAAGGCGUUUGCCUACCUGUCGAGGUUCAAAUGCCUGAAAUCUGGCAAGGUCUAUUGUCUAAUGCAUGCAGGAAGCCAGCCCUGUUGCGAUGCGACGCAAAGCAGUCGAUACCUUGGCCAGGACCACGAACUUAUAUUCCGGAAGUCGGACGAGGUCAUCACUGCAACCAGCAAGAAGGUCUCCGAAAAGGCGAACGUGCCUGAGGCAUGGGAGGAGAAAUACGACAAGGUGCUCGAUGAGGAGGCAACCCCUUCGCUGAAGACCUUGCGGAAUCUACUUAACGAAGGAGAACGCAUACCGUACGAGCUCAAAACCCUACCUCUCUUGCGAGCGUUUGUUGACCGUUGUAACCGCUGGGUCGAAGAGGCAACCAAUUACACGAUCCGCAAGCAACAGAAUCGACGAAAGAACGAAAAGGCCUGGCAAACCGGGCUGCGCAAGUCGAUAGGCAGCGCGUAUCAAGACGAAAAAGAGCGCGAGAUGCGCAAGGCUGAGAACAUCAACCGCCUUCUGCAUGAAGCAGAGCAGAUUGGAUUCGACUGCCCAGAAAUACAGCUACUCCAGGACAGGGCGGAUGCGAUCAGGACCUUCCAGGAAAAUGCGAGGAACGUGAUCAACCACCCAUCCAUGCACCAGGUGGAGGCGGUUGAAGAAUUGCUCGAGGAGGGCAAUGGUUUCAACGUCGACCUUGAGGAGAUGGAGAAGCUCUCCAAGGUCCUAGACAAGCUGAAGUGGAACCAAAAGGCCAAGGCCAACCGCAGCGUUUUCAUGUCUUCACAGGAGGUUGCGGAACUCGUUGAAGAGGCUAGGCGUAGCGGGAUCGAGGCCUAUAACGACCACCUCAGUUUCUAUGUUGAGCAGCUCACUGCGGGCUUUCAAUGGGAGAAGAAGGCAAAGGAGAUCAUCGAAGCAGAUGUCAUACACUAUCCCCAGCUGGAAGCGCUUUCGCAACAGGCUAUGCAGAACCUCCUCCCAGUGUCAGCAGAGGUGCUGGCCCAGGUUGACCAGAUUUUGCACAAGCAACGGGAGGCAUUGCGUCAAAUCGCUGAUCUGAAUACUCGGACGAGGAACGAAGACUUCCGCAAGAGGCCUAGGUACACAGAGGUUGCCGACAUCAUGAAAAUGGUUGAAGACCUCCAGUCGAAGCCUCCAGGGACACUCGACCUAGAGAAGGAGCAACGGCGCCAUGAGGACUGGAUGCGCAAAGGCAAGAAGCUCUUCGGAAAGACAAACGCGCCGCUGCACAUCCUCAAGAGCCACAUGGAGUACGUUUUAGAACGGAAUCUUGACUGCUUCGACAUCACCAAGGACAAGCCCCGCCUGCCAGCAGAGCCAGCCUCGAGAGAGCCGACGCCUGAGAAGGAGAAGAAUGCCGCAUACAGGUGGGACGAUCCCAAGUUCAGAGAGGUCUUCUGUAUCUGUCGUCGAAUUGAGGCAGGCAUGAUGAUCGAGUGCGAGUUGUGUCAUGAAUGGUACCACGGCAAGUGCCUGAAGAUCGCUCGCGGGAAGGUCAAAGAGGAAGACAAAUACACAUGUCCAAUAUGCGACUGGCGAGUGAAGAUCCCUCGAGACGCAGCAAGGCCGAGGCUCGAAGACCUACUCGACUGGGAUGAAGAGAUCCCCAAUCUGCCGUUCCAGCCCGAGGAAGAGACCGUCUUGAAGCAAAUCAUCGACAAUGCCCAGACCUUUCGAAAUCACAUCCACUCAUACUGCAAUCCUGUACUGUCCACGAGGAACGAGGCCGAAACUCAGCGAUUCUACCUGCGCAAGAUAGAGGGUGCGGAGAUUCUCCUUGCCAACGAGACAAACUUCUUCCGCCAAGAGUUGCACAAGUGGCACCCCGUCGCCCCAAAUCCUCCCCCAGUCAUCGAAGUGUCGAAGAGCACCCGGAAGCCCCGGCCUACUAAGCUGGACAAGUUGCUGCUUCAGCAUGGGGUCACUAACGUAGAGGACUUGCCGGAGCAUGUGAAGUCCAAGGGAUUGAGCCUGAAGCGCAAGCGCCAGAAUGCUGAAAUGGCCGCUCAGGCUCACCAGCAGGCCGUCGCAGGAUCCUCUACCGCUGGCCCAGCAACGAGUCCUGGUGUGAACAGCUAUGCCUCGUACUACCAGAGAGGCACAUCGUCACAACCACAGACUCCGGGAUUGUCGAUCGCGAGCAGCUCUCACGCCCAUCCAUCACGUGAUCCCGGAUCGUCGUCAUCCUCGACUCAUCACGGCCACCCAUACGGGCGAGCUGACUCCAGUGGUCCGGUGAUUCGCCCUGAGAACAUGGACCUCGACAGUACCAAUGCCAAUAUCCAUCCCAACUUUUUCAUGCCGUCCGGCGGAGGACCACAGAUCAUGGCAGACAGUAUCUCUGGUCCUUCGCUCGAGGACCGUUUACUCCGCGGCCAGCCGGAGGAUUCAACAUUGAAAGACUACAUGGCAACUGAAGCAGGUCAACAAACUGCUCUUGAGAUGCUGUCCAAAACCCAGGAGGGGCGACGAAAGGCCGAGGAGAUCUUUGGUCCUGGUGCCUUCGAUACCGUCCGAGCGGCUAUGAGUGGAGCGGACGACGCUGGUAUCGACGAUGGGGCUGUGGACCAGAUGUUUGCCGACAUGGUCAACCAAGAUGAUGAGGAUGAGCUCAAGGUCAAGGGGAAGGGCACUGCCGGCAAAGGCAGUGCCAGCAACAGAGACGAGGAGAAGAUUACCGCUGAGAGCCUGGAGAACGAGAGGAACGGCCUGGAUGCACUACUGGACAGGGACUAG
Messenger RNA from Diaporthe citri, 5349 nucleotides. RefSeq lists its product as uncharacterized. Gene Ontology annotation, molecular function: histone demethylase activity; DNA binding. Gene Ontology annotation, cellular component: nucleus. The coding region runs from base 1 to 5349 and encodes 1782 amino acids. Gene Ontology annotation, biological process: chromatin remodeling. The transcript is spliced from 6 exons. The record is from RefSeq and is a predicted model, not a curated record. NCBI's taxonomy places the organism in Eukaryota, Fungi, Ascomycota, Sordariomycetes, Diaporthales, Diaporthaceae.